AUGGUGCUCCCCACGCUCUUGCAGAUAGCACUCGUGCUAUUCUUCGCCGGUCUGCUGGAACUCCUCUGGACGUUAAAUCACACUGUCUCCAUUGUUGCAGCGGUCUUUGUAGCAAUCCUCGGCUUGUUCCAGUUGGUGACCACUGUCCUCCCUGCAUCUGUACCGGACUGUCCAUAUCAGUCUCCUCAGGCUCUGGGUUUCAUCAUUCUCGUAAAGCUCUCUAGAUUGGCCAUUGGCAAAAUAUGCAGACGAAGCUGGAAUUACGUCAUGAACUGUUGCGGCGACGAUCUACCAGUAGCAUUUCAUUGGCAAGACCGUGGUCUUUGGACCGCCCGCAGAAAAUUUGCACUCUCUGUCCGCAGAUAUAUCCAUUACAUCGACAACUGGCUUAACAUGGUCGUUGCCGAGAAGAGGUUAUAUAAUUGGAGAGAAAGAGAGAGGAUGAUUGUGGAUUCCAAUGGUGAGAUGCUUGAUACGCGCAUGCUCAUAGCUGCCGACCUUACAUUCACGGAUAACGCGUUCCUCGAGACUGUGGUUAGGCGCUGCCUGACAGGCAUGAAGGUUGAGGGAGCGACUCAAUGCUUUCACCGCAUUGUGGAUCAUUGCAGCAAACACCCCUGGCAAGUUUCUGCCCUGCAGCACGGAAUCAAGGUCGAUCGUUCAGGAGCCGCUCUCAUUAAUAUUGCGCUCGACAUCAUUAUGAUGGUUGAACCGCAUCGGUUACACAAUUCUACUGUCCUACCGCUGCUGCGGUUCCUGUCUACAAACAUGCGGUGGACGAGUCCUUCGAGCUCGACCCAGUGGCAGCAACUCUUUGAUGUUGGAGUUAGCUUGCUUUGCAACGAGUGGAACGAGAUACGUUAUCUUGCUUUUGACAUCACCGCCUUUUCCUUUCGAGUCGCCCCUGAGCUGAACAAAGUAACGUUGAGCAGCAGUGGUCUACAAGCUAUGGCGUCGUACCUAGAAUUCUCAGAAGUCAAAGGCGACAAAUGGAGAUCUUUGGUUGCGACGGACCUAUUACUGGACUGUGCCGCUUCCAACUGCCUAUCUGACGUCGACCUGAACGCCGUGCAAGCGGACGUGCAGAAACCUUUGCGCGAUUUCUUCUGCUUGUGGGAAAUGGUUCCGCUCGUGGAUCAUCCCUCUUACGUCCUUCUCGGUAUCGGUACUUCCUUCGUUCAAUUCGCUAGGCGCAAUACUGGACACGUGGAAAUUGGCUUGAUAGAAGUGAUAGUCAGGAUGUUCUCGGCGUACGGGACGGCGAAUGUAUUUUCGAACGAGGCGGAAAGGCAGGCGAAGGAGAAAUUGGUCAACCUCUUACUUGACCUGGACGCCAUUCUGAACUGGUACAUGCUCGCUGAGUUGCCCGGUCCAUAG
Sparassis crispa is the source of this 1377-nucleotide messenger RNA. RefSeq lists its product as hypothetical. The transcript is spliced from 2 exons. Lineage: Eukaryota; Fungi; Basidiomycota; Agaricomycetes; Polyporales; Sparassidaceae. The record is from RefSeq and is a predicted model, not a curated record. The coding region runs from base 1 to 1377 and encodes 458 amino acids.